AUGGAGAUUGAUUUAGAUCUGCCGUAUAAGCCAAUGGUGACCUCUUACGACAGCCCACCGCUCAUUUCCCCUCCAUUUUCAAAGAAGAAGCGCAAACUGAGCCCGUCGAGCCUGGCAAACAACCCGAUAACCACAAAGAGGAAAGGAAACGAAUCUGAGAGGAAUACAUCGAAUACGACGAUUACUGAUCCCAAAUUAAGCUUAAAUUCAAAUCCAGUCCCUCCCACUCCUCCUUCUCAUCCUCCAGACAUCGUCAUGGCCACAGAGACGCUGCACAUGCAUGACACAUCGAUGAGAGACUCCACCUCCCUCAUCGACAACGACAAGAAAGCUAAACAGCGUAAAAUCAGAUUCACUAUGGGUCCUCGAGCGGAUUGUCACAAGUGCAAACUAGGUGUCAAGGGGCAUUACUCACAUUUCGAAUGA
Messenger RNA from Wallemia ichthyophaga EXF-994, 426 nucleotides. RefSeq lists its product as uncharacterized. Bases 1 to 426 code for a protein of 141 amino acids. NCBI's taxonomy places the organism in Eukaryota, Fungi, Basidiomycota, Wallemiomycetes, Wallemiales, Wallemiaceae. The record is from RefSeq and is a predicted model, not a curated record. The transcript has a single exon.